Messenger RNA from Dalotia coriaria, 1411 nucleotides. RefSeq lists its product as uncharacterized. The transcript is spliced from 3 exons. NCBI's taxonomy places the organism in Eukaryota, Metazoa, Arthropoda, Insecta, Coleoptera, Staphylinidae. Bases 97 to 1338 code for a protein of 413 amino acids. The record is from RefSeq and is a predicted model, not a curated record.
UGUAUCAACGUCUAACGCCAUCCGGCGUGUCGCAGUUACACGUUCGCAUACAAUAACAAUUACAACGCGAGAUUCUGAGAGUUUUUACAAAAGAAAAUGAUGAAAAAACGUGCGGCGAACUUCACAUCGGAAGAGAAGAACGAAUUGUUGGACGCAGUGUUGAGAUAUCGCGACGUGCUUUUCGGACGUGUUGGAUUACCGAGCCGGUUUUGGGCGGCGAAGAAAGCCGCGUGGUGUAGUAUUGUCGACGCGGUUAACCAAGUGCGACCAACACCGGGGCGCAACGUGCAUGAGUGUCGGAGGAAAUUGAAAGAUCUCAAGGCUGCAACACGCAAAAAAUUCAUGGACGUGAACGGCGUGUGGAAAGACGACGUUGAUUUGAAGGACGCGACACCCGAAGAGCUCAAAAUAUUGAAGCUUCUAGGCAACGACGAGAAACCAACCAACAUGGAUCUCUCCAUUGUAAAAAUGGAAGACGUAGUCUCUGAUAUCCCAAUGCAGACUAACAAUGAUAAUAAAGACGAAAUCAAUAUGAACCCGGAAAUCCCUGAAGAAGCUGAAAUUGUCCUUGAGACUAUCCCAAUGGUUUCCCCGGUAUCCAAACCCAUUUCAUCAGUGACCCCAAAUAUUACCGUUGUACCGCAGACCACCCUGAAAGUGGAACCAUUAAAACGCCCUGUAGGACAAGCGUUUCCCCUAACAGUUAAUGAAAACACUAACAUGACCCCAAUUAAUCCUGAUCAAGGUCAACUUCAAGGUCAAGAUCAUAUUCCCAACGAUGAGGUCCUAAACCUAACCUCUUAUGAUAACAACCAUCAAUCUCCUACACAUUCUCAUAACCUCUCAGAUGGACAGGUCCUAGGUUCCGGAAGUGGUCAACAUCGUAGAGGCUCACGUUCUAAUCAUGACCAUGUAAGACCCCUGGGGGAAUUUGCUGCUCCUCUCCCCUUGAAACGUAUUAAACUUUUUGUACGUAAUGUUCCUACUUUGAAUCAACCCUCGACCUCAGUGGGACCUACCGCCAGCGGAAAUGUUUUGAAUUUUGCGAUUUGUCCUUGUAAUAAACACGCACAGAGGAAGGUCCAUGAUGUGGCCAUACAAACAGAACACAAUGGUUAUGGAAGGAUUCUGAUGGAGAAAAUGAUUGAUACACAGAAUAUGACGGCGCAGGUUUUGAAUAAUUUGGAUAGGGUUGUCCAGCUUGCUACCUCCCGAGGAAUGUUUGAAGAGAAUCAUAAUCAUGAGUUUAUUAAAAGAGAGAUUAAAACUGAGAUAAAGAGUAAUGAUGAUGAGGAAGAACAGAGGAAUGGUGAUGAUGAAGAUAGAGAGAAUAUGUAACGUGUUGCUAUGUUAUGUUAAUUACGAGUAUUGAUCAAACACUUUGUAUAAUCUAUAAGAAAUGCUUAGAAAC